Scatophagus argus is the source of this 1095-nucleotide messenger RNA. RefSeq names its product vomeronasal type-2 receptor 26-like. Lineage: Eukaryota; Metazoa; Chordata; Actinopteri; Scatophagidae. The record is from RefSeq and is a predicted model, not a curated record. The annotation marks the transcript as partial. Gene Ontology annotation, molecular function: G protein-coupled receptor activity. Gene Ontology annotation, biological process: G protein-coupled receptor signaling pathway. Gene Ontology annotation, cellular component: membrane. The transcript has a single exon.
UUUACAGAUUCCUUGGACUGUUUGAUCUGUCCACCUGAAUUUUGGCCAAAUGAAAAGAAAGAUCAGUGCCUUCCAAAACCUUCUGAAUACCUUUCCUAUAAAGAGAUCAUGGGGGCACUUUUAACUGGAUUUGGCUGUGUUGGCAUAUUUCUGUCUCUUCUGACAUCAGUCAUUUUUCUAGUUCAUAAAGAGACUCCCAUUGUAAAAGCCAACAACUCUGAACUGAGCUUUCUGCUGCUCUUCUCAUUAAAACUGUGUUUCCUGUGUUCUCUGACCUUCAUCGGUCGGCCCUCUGAGUGGUCCUGCAUGCUGCGACACACAGCAUUUGGCAUCACCUUUGUCCUCUGUAUCUCAUGUGUCCUGGGGAAAACAAUAGUGGUGUUGAUGGCCUUCAGAGCCACACUUCCAGGCAGUAAUGUGAUGAAAUGGUUUGGUCCUACACAACAGAGACUUAGUGUUCUGACUUUUACUCUCAUUCAGGUUGUGAUUUGUAUACUUUGGCUAACAAUCAACCCUCCAUUCCCGAGGAUGAACAUGAAGUACUAUAAAGAGAAAAUAAUCUUAGAGUGCGCCCUGGGUUCAGCUGUUGGAUUCUGGGCUGUGUUGAGUUAUAUUGGAUUUCUUGCUCUCUUGUGCUUUGUACUUGCUUUUCUUGCCAGGAAGCUGCCAGAUAGCUUUAAUGAAGCCAAACUGAUCACGUUCAGCAUGCUGAUAUUCUGUGCAGUCUGGAUCACAUUUAUCCCAGCGUAUGUGAGUUCUCCUGGAAAGUUCACUGUAGCUGUGGAGAUUUUUGCCAUUUUGGCCUCCAGUUUCGGUUUGCUGAUAUGCAUUUUUUUACCAAAAUGUUAUAUUAUUAUCUUCAGACCAGAACAAAACUCUAAAAAACAUUUGAUGGGCAAAAUACCCCCAAGAACUCUCUAAUCUGUAAUUCAAAUGUUUCCUCAAUACGAAUAGCCUUAGUAUGACAGCAAAUUAAAAUUCACUGCCUCGUCUCACAGCUAAUUUGGAACCCUGUUGUAAUUCGGAAUCUUUUACUUGCUGUAAUGUGCUGAAUAAAUUGAAUACACUGACUUGGGCCUUCUUUUCGGUUUUUAU